Messenger RNA from Didymosphaeria variabile, 2475 nucleotides. RefSeq names its product anaphase-promoting complex subunit cdc27 (gene CDC27). Gene Ontology annotation, biological process: cell division. Gene Ontology annotation, molecular function: protein binding. The record is from RefSeq and is a predicted model, not a curated record. Lineage: Eukaryota; Fungi; Ascomycota; Dothideomycetes; Pleosporales; Didymosphaeriaceae. The coding region runs from base 1 to 2475 and encodes 824 amino acids. The transcript is spliced from 3 exons.
AUGUCGCCGCCCGCGGGCGUGAAUGCCCAGCUGAGGCAUCUCGUCCACUACCACCUCGACAAUGGCUUCUUGGAGAACGCCCUAUUCUUCGCCAGCCGCCUCUAUGCACAAGAGCCGCGCAACGGCGACGCUACACAUCUGUUGGCUCUCUGCAACCUCCGUCUGGGUCGAUACAAAGCCGCGUUCGACUAUGCCAAACCGAGGGGACACCAGCCGCAUCACCUGGGAUGCGCCUACGUGUUUGCGCAGGCAUGCCUGGGUUUAGAACGCUACGAUGUUGGAGCCCAAGCUUUGGAAAGAUCGCGUGGGCUGUGGGCAGGCCGAAAUCACUGGAAUAAGCACUCCGACACCUCGAGGCGACAUAUACCAGACGCGGCUGCCUGUUACUGCUUGCUGGGGAAGUUGUACGGCGCGCACGGCGACACAAAGAAAGCUAUAGAAUACUACGUGGAGUCGCUGAAGCUGAACCCCUUCAUGUGGGAUGCGUUUACCGGACUCUGCGACAUUGGCGCUGUUGUGCGGCCACAGAACAUUUUCAAAGUCACUCCGGAAAUGCUGGCGUCGAUAUCUCACUCUGCUAUGAACGGACAUGGACCUGCUUCGUUGGCAUCCAACGAUAGCUUUGACGCAAAGAAUCCGUUCGUAUCCACUCCAGAUGUCGACCCUUUCAAUACCUCCGUGCGACCAAACGGUGACUCCAAUGGCCUCAACCUUGGAGGUCCAAGUCUAUUUUCUAAGCUAAACGGCAGCAUACCGCCGGCUAACUCAUCGUUCCAUGAUAUGGAUACACCCACGUCCAACGGCCAGAACGUACGGGACGAAGAUGUAAUGAUGGGUGAACCUGGAGGACCUGUGAUGGAGGAUUUGAUGAUGAACGAGCGGCAUGCACCAGAUGUACCUCGCGCGCCAACCCGGAAGACCCGGAUGCAGAACCUGAAUGCUCCUGACGACCCGCCUAGGAUGCGGCCGAUAACCACUAGGAGUCGAUUAAAACCAGCGUCUGAGACGACUGAAAGAACAGAGAUUCCCCAGCCCCAAUGGCACAAUGGGCACAAGCGGACUGUGUCCGGACACUCCAUGCACCAUCCUGCACCUACCAAUGUAGCACCAGCAGAUCCGUCAGCAGCUCCCCCUCGACGGAGUACAAGGUUGCAAACCGUGCAGAGUGGCGCACACAACAUGCUCAGUGGCAUCCGCUCCUUAGGCGGCAGAAAUGCGGUAGCACCGAGCAGGGACCCUGAGAUGAAGGACCGCAAUCUUCGAAAGGUCAGAGCGACCGGGACCAAGGGCAAGACAAGCUCCGUCGGAAACGUCGGCAGAGUCGUCAGUGGCAACCGAAAAAUGGUGGUGGACGUGACGGAAGUGACAAAACUAGAUACAAGAGCAUCCAGCGUGGCUUCGACGGCGCCACCGCCGAAGAUGGCUAUUCCAACGGAUGCGUCACGGGAGCAAGAGGCUUUGAGUUGGCUCCUAGACCUCCUCCUGAAGAUAGGAUCAGGUUACAGAUAUCUGAGCCGCUUCGAGUGCGUGAAAGCUGUGGAAGCCUUCAACUCGGUAUCGACGCACCAACGCGAGACUCCUUGGGUGCUUGCGCAGAUUGGCAAGGCAUACUACGAGCGGUCAAUGUGGGCAGAGGCCGAGAAGGUGUUUCUGCGCAUACGAGACCGAUCACCGUCCCAUAUCGAAGACAUGGAUGUCUUUUCGACCGUGUUAUGGCAGCAGAACAAAGAGACUGAUUUAGCUUAUCUCGCACACACUCUCAGCGAACAAGACCGACUAUCACCACAGACUUGGGUUGCCCUCGGAAACGCGUUUUCACUGCAACGCGAGCACGAUCAAGCGAUCAAAUGCUUCACUCGAGCUACGCAGCUCGAUCCCAAGUUCGCGUAUGCAUUCACUCUACAGGGACACGAGCAUAUCUCCAACGAAGAAUUCGACAAAGCCAGCUAUGCGUACAGGUGCGCGAUUACCGCUAACAACAGGCACUACAACGGCUGGUACGGGCUGGGCAAGGUGUACGAGAUGCAGCACAAGUUCGACGUGGCCGAGAAGCACUACAGGGCCGCCUUCUCCAUCAAUCCGAACAACGACUUGCUCGCCAUGAAAAUCGGUUCGGUCCUCGACCGCAUGAAGAAAACAGAAGCAGCCCUCAUGCAAUACGAAACCGCCAUCCGGCUCAACCCCCACGCUCUACAGGCGCGCGUGAAGAAAGCGCAUAUACUGCUUAAGAUCGGCUCCGCGGAGGAGGCUCUACAUGAAUACCUUAUCGUCAAAGAUGCGCAGCCUGGCGACGCGAAUAUCCACCUCCAUAUUGGGCAGGCCUAUAAGAGGCUGAGGAAUAAGAGUGAGGCGAUCAGGUAUUUUACGAUUUGUAUGAAUUUGGACCCGGUGGCGCAGCGGUAUGUUAAGGAGGAGAUGGAGACGUGGGAUGAGGAUGAGGUUGGGAGCUGGAGCAGUGAUGAUGAGAGGGGGUGA